This is a messenger RNA of Orbicella faveolata, 321 nucleotides long. RefSeq names its product mediator of RNA polymerase II transcription subunit 4-like. The record is from RefSeq and is a predicted model, not a curated record. NCBI's taxonomy places the organism in Eukaryota, Metazoa, Cnidaria, Anthozoa, Scleractinia, Merulinidae.
AAUGGUUUCCUCUGAAGACCUGAUCAAGUAUGCUCAUCGAAUCAGUAGCAGUAAUGCUGUUGAAGCACCAGUAUCAUGGAUGCCAGGAGAUCCACGCAGGCCUUAUCCUCAAGAUAUAGAGAUGCGAUCAGGAUUGCUUGGUAGACUUAUGGAAGGUGUUCCAAGUGAAACUGAUCAGCCUGUGACCGGUGAUUCAACUCUCCAAGAACUGAUGCAACCCUCAGUCUCUGCAUCACACGUGUCGCAACCUGUCGGUGGACUUGGUAGGUUUUAUUUUAAAUCAAGAAUAUUAAGGUGGCUCCCUAUAGUUUUAUGAUUGCA